AUGGCGGCCCUCCAGGAACCUCGCCCGGGGCAAGGAUGGUCGGAGACCCGGCCUACCCGAGCUCCGCGGCGGGCCCUGGAGCGGACUCGAGGCGAGGACUCCGCACCGGAACCCGCGGUGAGCGACGACAGCGACGUGGAGAUGAUCGGCGAUCCCGCCGUCGAGGAGAGAGAGUGGCGACUCCGGAAGGCGGCGGCGGGCGGUCGGAUACCGCGCGGGACGACGGACGUCGGAGGAGAGGAACUCCCGAGGAGCCACUCGGAGGCGGUCUGUCGGGCCACCGAGGAGUCUCGGAAGCGGUUCCGAGACCGGGAGCCGUCGGACGAGGAGCAGCAACGAUACGCAGCCGAGGAACGCAGCCCGAGGGACGAGGACGAGGACGAACCACGCGCGCCAUCCCCUCCGCGGUGGUUACCCGAGGUGCCACCCACUCCCCGCUACGAGGGGGAGUGGCUCACGGACGGCGACGAUGGAGCACCGUUGGCCACGCCGCCGUGGAGGCCGGCCCGGCCACCCACGCCGCGAUACGCGGAGCCACGACGACCGGAGGAGCAGACGCCGAGCGAGGAGUCGACCGCGCAGCCGAUGCCGCAACCUGAGGAGGAGGACGUCCACCAGGCAAGGGCGGACGAGCCGUCGGUGGUGCGGACGGAGGUGCCGGCCGCGCACGUGAGCCACAGCACACGGGCGUUCGAGGCCGAGGGCAUGCGGUGGCGGCAGCAGACGGUGACAUGGACGUGGCCCGAGGGGCCCGCGACAGGACCGUCGAAGGAGGUGCCCAGGAUAUGGGAGGAGGGGGCACCAAAGGUGAACCCUCGGGAUCCCCGGACGAGGAGCCGACAAGAUGCAUGA
Messenger RNA from Drosophila suzukii, 852 nucleotides. Lineage: Eukaryota; Metazoa; Arthropoda; Insecta; Diptera; Drosophilidae. The record is from RefSeq and is a predicted model, not a curated record.